AUAUAUAAACAGCAUAUACAACCGAGUUUAUAUAGAAGAUAGAUUUAGCAGACAUGAAAAGUAUGAGAAAAAUGUUGUGCUUGAUUUUUCUAUUAACUGUAACUGGAUGCUGUCUAGCCAGUGACCAGCCAUGUAUAGACUUUGGAGGCCAAUGCCAGCAUGACAGCAACCCUUGUAGUGGUUCAUAUCACUCAGGGAAAUGUUCAGGAAGUGCAUCCAACCGUUGUUGUACACUAGCCGGUGACCAACCAUGUAUAGAUUUCGGAGGCAAUUGCCAAUAUGACAGCAAUCCAUGUAGUGGUUCAUAUUACUCGGGGAAAUGUUCUGGAAGUGCAAACAGACGUUGUUGUAAAACAACAGCAGUUGCCGGUGACCAACCAUGUAUAGACUUUGGAGGCCAAUGCCAGCAUGACAGCAACCCAUGUAGUGGAUCAUAUUACUCGGGGAAAUGUUCUGGAAGUGCAUCCAACCGUUGUUGUAAACCAGCAGCAGUGCACGUUGACCAGCCAUGUAUAGAUUUAGGCGGUAGCUGUCAGGAUGACAGCAACACAUGUAGUGGUUCUUACUACUCAGGGAAAUGUACUGGUAGUUCAAACAGACGUUGUUGUAAAACAACAGCAGUGGAACAUGAUACUGGUGACUGCUCUGAUGUAAAAAUAAUAUCACGUGACAGCUGGGGAGCUCGAAGACCAGGAAGUAUAUCGACAAUAUAUACGCCAGUUCCCGACUUCUUUAUACAUCAUACUGAUGGUGGAUAUUGUUCAUCGUUUUCUACAUGCAUAUUAGUAAUGAAAGGGAUACAAAAUUAUCACAUGGAUAGUCGCAACUGGGCAGACAUUGGUUACAGCUUCCUUGUUGGUGAAGAUGGAAAAAUCUAUGAAGGCAGAGGUUGGGAUAAAGUAGGGGCCCAUACUUCGAACUAUAACAGCCGUGGGUUAGCCGCCUCAUUUAUGGGAAAUUUUGCCACCCGUGCUCCCAAUACUGCUGCUCUAAAUGCUGUUAAAAAGUUGAUCCAAUGUGGAAUCACUAAAGGAAAAGUUUCAUCGUCUUACGCUUUGUUUGGACAUCGAGAUGUUAGUACCUCUUCAUGUCCAGGCACAGCUUUGUACAACGUCAUCAAAACAUGGCCUCGUUUUAAGGCACAUGCUCCUUAGAAAAACUAGUUACGCUUUCUGAUUGACUAUUUCUACCAUUAAUAAUAUGAUACGAUUUAUUUAGUACAAUCAUUUAUCUCUCUGAAAUAUGAACUUUGGAAUUGAAUAUCGCUGUUCAGUUGGUGAAACACAAAAUGUCGAAAUUUUUAAACUCCUUUCAUUGAAAAAAUGUCAUUCUAAAACAACAUUGUCCGUACGUUUACUAAUCUGUUUGUUCUAGCUUAUAUAAUUGUCAUUAAAUGUUACUCAGCUUUUGAAUUUAAGAAUGCUGUUAUUUUUCCACUACUACUGUAAAAUUUUACCAAAUAAACUCAUCAAAGAUAC
This is a messenger RNA of Mytilus trossulus (common blue mussel), 1478 nucleotides long. Its product is annotated as peptidoglycan-recognition protein SC2-like. The transcript has 7 exons. Gene Ontology annotation, molecular function: zinc ion binding; N-acetylmuramoyl-L-alanine amidase activity. The record is from RefSeq and is a predicted model, not a curated record. The coding region runs from base 54 to 1154 and encodes 366 amino acids. Gene Ontology annotation, biological process: peptidoglycan catabolic process. Lineage: Eukaryota; Metazoa; Mollusca; Bivalvia; Mytilida; Mytilidae.